Leptonychotes weddellii (Weddell seal) is the source of this 1339-nucleotide messenger RNA. NCBI's taxonomy places the organism in Eukaryota, Metazoa, Chordata, Mammalia, Carnivora, Phocidae. The record is from RefSeq and is a predicted model, not a curated record.
AUGCUGUCCCCGCCCCAGCUUUCGGGUUAGCCAUGGCCGUGGUGGGGCUAAGCGGCCGACUGGCCCGGUGCUAUUGCCUGAGAGCGGUCAGGAGUCUGCCUGUUUGCAGUUCCCUGCGGGUCCCAGCACUUCAGCUGCACGUGAGCAAAACAGCAAUGGGAGCCAGUCAGAAGGAUUUUGAGAGUGCAGUCAAUCAGGUGAAGCUGUUGAAGAAGGACCCAGGAAAUGAAGUGAAGCUCAAACUCUAUGCGCUCUAUAAGCAGGCCACUGAAGGGCCUUGUAAUACACCUAAACCAGGUCUGUUCGACUUGAUCAAUAAGGCCAAAUGGGAUGCAUGGAAUGCUCUUGGCGAUCUGCCCAAGGAAACUGCUAGGCAGAACUAUGUGGAUUUGGUGUCUGGUUUGAGGUCUUCAUCUGACUCCUCUAGCCAAGUGAAGCCUGAAGCAGACAAAAAACAAGCUGGGUAUGAAACGCUGGUGAUCACCUCUGAAGACCACAUCACAAAGAUCAUGUUGAACCGUCCCGCCAAAAAGAAUGCACUGAACACACAGAUGUAUCAGGAAAUCAUGCUUGCACUUGAAGCCGCAAGCAAGGAUGACUCUACCAUAACUGUUUUUACAGGAAGUGGUGAUUAUUACUCUAGUGGAAAUGAUCUGACCAAUUUCACUGAUAUUCCCCCUGGUGGAGUAGAAGAGAAAGCUAAAAAUGGUGCCAUUUUACUGAGGGAUUUUGUAGACUGUUUCAUAGAUUUUCCUAAGCCUCUGGUUGCAGUGGUCAAUGGUCCAGCUGUGGGAAUAUCCGUCACCGUUCUCGGGCUAUUUGAUCUUGUGUAUGCGUCCGACAGGGCAACAUUUCACACCCCUUUUAGUCACCUUGGCCAAACUCCAGAAGGAUGUUCCUCUUACACUUUUCCGAAGAUAAUGGGCCUAGCCAAGGCAGUAGAGAUGCUCAUUUUUGGGAAGAAGUUAACCGCUGGAGAAGCCUAUGCUCAAGGACUUGUUACUGAAGUUUUUCCUGAUAGCACCUUUGAGAAAGAAGUUUGGACCAGGCUGAAAGCAUAUUCAAAGCUCCCCAGGAAUGCCAUGCGUAUUUCAAAACAGAUCAUCAGAAAUCACGAGAAGGAAAAGCUGCAUGCUAUUAAUGCUGAAGAAAGCAGCAUCCUCCAGGAAAGAUGGCUGUCAGACGAAUGCGUGAAUGCAGUCAUGAACUUCUUAUCCCAAAAAGCCAAGCUGUGAUGCUGUUACAGCAGGGUUACGCAUUUCAAAGGAAGGGAUGUGCUGUCAUUUCUGAUCCAGUACUCGGACUAAAUAAAUUGUGCCUUUUCUCAGUGCUAACAUAC